AUGAUAUAUCCACUAAAGGAAUCGUAUUGGAAGACAUGGUUGAAGCGGGUGGAGGAAAGAAUGGAUUCCAUGUGGCUUUCGGCCCACGAGGCCGCCAUGAUCUCCUCUCACAAGCGCAACCGGGAAUACGGUGAAAGCAAACUCCGAUUCCAGGCUCAGAUUCAGGAACCAUACAAGGAGAGAGUGUCAGAGGAGCAGUCAAGGUACGCCCAGGUGCUCCUUGCCCAGAAAGUGCAGUCCUCAGUGGCCCGGAAAGCAUGGCGGUCCAUCUGCAGGUACCUGAAGGGACCUCGAGGACCCUGGAGGGACAGGUGA
This is a messenger RNA of Darwinula stevensoni, 315 nucleotides long. The record is from the annotation of a GenBank genome assembly. NCBI's taxonomy places the organism in Eukaryota, Metazoa, Arthropoda, Ostracoda, Podocopida, Darwinulidae.